Molecule: messenger RNA, 294 nt
Organism: Trachymyrmex septentrionalis
Lineage: Eukaryota; Metazoa; Arthropoda; Insecta; Hymenoptera; Formicidae
Product: multidrug resistance-associated protein 4-like
Exons: 2
Biological process (GO): transmembrane transport
Cellular component (GO): membrane
Molecular function (GO): ABC-type transporter activity; ATP binding
Source: RefSeq, a predicted model, not a curated record
UUAUUACGGUUAAACACAGCAGCCAUGAAUCAAACCGGUACCGGACAGAUCAUGAAUCUUCUCAGCAACGAUGUCAUUCUCUUCGAUCAAUUAACAAUAUACCUGAAUUACAUAUGGAUCAUGCCUUUUAUGACCACGAUCAUAGGGACAAUGAUGUUGCAAAAAGUCGGUAUUUCGUGUUUGGUUGGCAUCGGGACAUUGUUGAUCAUUGUCCUCCCAGGACAAGAGACUUUGAGCUUCUUGAAUCUCAAACUCAGAACCAUGAUUGCGCCACUGACGGAAGAGUACAACUAA